Messenger RNA from Panicum virgatum (switchgrass), 884 nucleotides. RefSeq names its product protein transport protein Sec61 subunit beta-like. The transcript has 2 exons. NCBI's taxonomy places the organism in Eukaryota, Viridiplantae, Streptophyta, Magnoliopsida, Poales, Poaceae. Gene Ontology annotation, cellular component: endoplasmic reticulum membrane; Sec61 translocon complex. The record is from RefSeq and is a predicted model, not a curated record. Bases 424 to 729 code for a protein of 101 amino acids. Gene Ontology annotation, biological process: intracellular protein transport.
UCAAUUGUUCAGUUAGCUCCAAAGUUUAAGGGUUUUCUGCUGCAUGUAUGAAGAAUGCCCCCGAAGUUUAAGGGUUGACCUCAGCUGGAUAAAACCUAUGGAAUGAAAAAGCGGGCCUCAAAUUUGGCCCGUGCCAGCUUCUUAGACAAGCGGGCCUCCUUAAAGCCAACUACACAAACUGUCCGGAGAGCGGUCGUAAUUAUGUAUGCCGUGACGUAAACCCACACAGUUGUUCUUGCUGAUUCCACUCCCUCGUCCCCUCCGUUCCUCCGUCGUCCCUGAGAAAGUCUCUCACCCCCGGUCUCCGAUUUCCCCAAUUCCAGUUUCCACAAGAUCCCAGUCGCGAAGUCUCCUCACCCGCCGGCAACCGGACCCUCACGGUCGUCUCGUUAGGGGGUGGGAACUAUAACAGGCGUUAGAAAGAUGGCGGCCAACGGUGAUGCACCUGCCAGAGGGAGUGCAGCAGCAGCUGCAAGCCUGCGCAGGCGUAGAGCCACGAGCGGCGCUGCUGCUGGUGGCGGUGGCGCCAGCUCGAUGCUCCAGUUCUACACUGAUGAGGCUGCCGGGCGCAAGAUGUUCCCGAAUACCGUUCUGAUUAUGAGCAUCGGGUUCGUCGCCGUCGUUGCUGUGCUGCAUGUUUUCGGGAAGCUCUACCGUACCGUACCUCCAACUAGUUUUGCUGUUACCGUGCCCAAGAAAGCAGAGUCUGUCAAGAGAGGAAUCCUGUAGAGCGACUCAUUCACUCGGUUUGUUUAGGUGUGGCUGGUAGCUGAUGUUGAUUUGUUAUAAAAGAAAAGUACUGCUGUUGGUUAGUAACUGGUGUUAAUUUGAUGUGAAAAAAAAUUACUGUUGGUUGAUUGGCUGACAAGCCAAACGAACAGAGU